Messenger RNA from Didymodactylos carnosus, 1428 nucleotides. The record is from the annotation of a GenBank genome assembly. Lineage: Eukaryota; Metazoa; Rotifera; Eurotatoria; Philodinida; Philodinidae.
AUGUUAGCACCAAGAUCGAAUGUAAAAGCUUCUAAACAUUAUCAUGGUAUCAUUCAAGCAAAAAUUUCGCCAAAAAGGAAUUCAGCAUCAGUUUUACCACCUAGUUUUCAUUUUUCUGCUGCGCAGGUGAAAUACGGACGAGAAUUAGCAUCGUUAUACAGUGAUGAAAUUAUAGAUAUGUCGUGUGAUAACAAAGCCAGAGUUUUAGUUGGCACAUUAGCGGGUAUACAUUUGCCUACAUUAUCUGGACGAAAACCCUUAUCACCAUUUGAAGAUGGACUAACGAGAUCAGUAAAAGGCCAACGGCCGUUCCUAAAUAAACUUCGCACUAAUUCUAAAAGUCUCAAUGGCUACACUACUAAAGCUAAAGCUGAUUACAUCCAUUCGUUACCAGGUAUACUCUCUUCGAAAAUUAAUUUUCGGCAAUUCUCGGGAUAUUUAAGCAUUAGCCGCACAAAACACACGUUCUACUGGUUUGUGGAAAGUCAGAACAAACCAAAGAGUGAUCCACUAAUAUGGUGGAGUAAUGGAGGUCCUGGAUGCUCCGGCUUAAUCGGUUUGUUUGAAGAAUUCGGACCAUUUCGUGUGCAACCAGAUAACAUUACACUGCUAAUAAAUCCUUAUUCAUGGAAUCGUCUAGCUAAUUUGUUGUUUGUCGAAAGUCCUAUUGGUGUUGGUUUCAGUUACAGUGAUGUUCCGAACCGUGAUUAUGUUGAAUGGACUGACUUACAAACCGCAAAAGAUAACUACUUUGCAUUACAGGCAUUUUUUAACAAAUUUCCACAAUAUAGAAAACAUAAUUUAUACCUCAGUUCGGAAUCAUACGGGGGACAUUCAAAUUCGAAUAAAAUUAAUCUUAAAGGUCUCAUGCUUGGUAAUCCUCUUAAUGAUCCAUAUUCUUUAGAAUACGUUGGAAAUCUUCAAGCUUAUUGGGGACAUUCUCUCAUCGAUAAACAAACAUGGGAUAAUGUAGUUCGGUAUUGUAUUAAUCCUUAUGAACGGAAUCCAUAUAACCCUGAAACCGGAACUGGCUUUAAGUCGUGGAAAGACCCUACGUGUAAUAAGUACGAUGCCCAGGCUAAUUUCUUUGUAAUGCCACAGUUCAUGUUUCCAGCUAAUUAUUCGUCUGGACUUGAUCCUUAUAAAGAACCUAAAUUAAGAAUUCUUAUCUUCAGCGGUGAUGACGACGCAGUAUGUGCAACUGUGGGAACUCAACAUUGGCUAUACGGUAUGAAGCUCGCCGUUCAAUCUCCAUUCCAACCAUGGUAUGAUUUAUUUGAACCAGAUCAGGUCGCUGGAUAUGUAGUAAAAUUUAAGGGUAUCUCCUUGGUUACAGUGCACGGUGCUGGACACGAAAUUGCUCUUUAUUCCCCUGCACGAGCAUACGGUUUCUUCAAAUAUGCUUUAGAAGGGAAAUUUUGGUCGUGA